Messenger RNA from Sipha flava (yellow sugarcane aphid), 1737 nucleotides. RefSeq names its product flotillin-2 (gene Flo2). Gene Ontology annotation, cellular component: plasma membrane. The transcript is spliced from 4 exons. Gene Ontology annotation, biological process: regulation of myoblast differentiation; protein localization to plasma membrane. The record is from RefSeq and is a predicted model, not a curated record. Lineage: Eukaryota; Metazoa; Arthropoda; Insecta; Hemiptera; Aphididae. Bases 278 to 1552 code for a protein of 424 amino acids.
AGAGUUAUGACUACAUAACGUUAUCUUUAUCGAAAGUUUAUUUCAUAUUUAUUCACAUUCUUCUAUCAAUGUUGCAUUAUUGGUUGACUUUUUUAUAUCUGUUUACUGCCUUUUCUUGCAUCUAUUUGCUUAUCAUUUAAUUGUAUACCAUUGUCAUUGGUUAAUAUUAUUUUUAGGAAAUAUAUAUAAAAAAAGACACAUUAAAAUUUUGAUUCAAUAGCUUAUUUUAAUGGUUCUGUGUAAAAAAGUAUAAUACAAUAAUUACGUAAUAUUAAAGAUGGGGCAGAUACAUACUGUUGGACCCAACAAAGCUCUUAUAGUUUCUGGUGGCUUUUGUGGAUCAACCAAGAAAAUUACAGUUGUUGGUGGUUGGGCGUGGGCCUGGUGGCUCAUAACAGAUGUUCAAUAUUUAUCUCUUGAGGUUAUGACUUUAAAUCCAAUAUGUGAGACUGUUGAAACUGUUCAUGGAGUUCCUUUAACAGUAACAGGGGUAGCUCAGUGUAAAAUAAUGAAAGCUGAUGAACUUUUACAAACAGCAUCUGAACAAUUUCUUGGUCGAUCUACAAUUGAGAUCAAGCAAACUGUGCUUCAAACUCUAGAAGGUCAUUUAAGAGCUAUUUUAGGUACUUUAACUGUUGAGGAAGUUUAUAAAGAUAGAGAUCAAUUUGCUUCUCUUGUAAGAGAAGUUGCUGCACCAGAUGUUGGUCGUAUGGGCAUUGAAAUAUUAUCAUUUACAAUUAAAGAUGUUUUUGAUAAUGUUCAGUAUUUAACUUCACUGGGAAAAUCGCAAACAGCAGCAGUAAAAAGAGAUGCAGAUAUUGGUGUUGCACAAGCCAAUCGAGAUGCAGGUAUUAGAGAAGCUGAAUGUGAAAAAUUGGCUAUGGAUGUAAAGUAUGGAACUGAUACAAAGAUUGAAGAUAAUUCAAGAAUGUUUAAACUCCAAAAAGCUAACUAUGAUAUGGAAGUGAAUACUGUUAAAGCUGAAGCUCAGUUAGCCUAUGAAUUACAAGCUGCCAAAAUAAGACAAAAAAUUAGAAAUGAAGAAAUUCAAAUUGAAGUUGUUGAGCGAAAAAAACAAAUUGAAAUUGAAGCACAGGAAGUUGAACGUAGAGAAAGGGAACUGAAUGCCACUGUCAGGUUGCCUGCUGAAGCAGAGAGUUAUCGUGUUCAAGCAAUUGCUGAAGGAAAGAGAACUCAAGUUGUUGAAGUUGCAACUGCUGAUGGUGAACGAAUCAAGAAAAUUGGCUUGGCUGAAGCUUCUGCUAUAGAAGCAGUUGGUAGAGCUGAAGCUCAAGGGAUGAUGUUGAAGGCAAACGUGUUUAAAAAUUAUGAAGAAGCAGCUGUUAUGUCAUUAAUUAUGGAUGCAUUACCAAAAAUUGCAGCUGAAAUUGUAGCACCUUUAUCUAAAACUGAAGAGAUAGUGUUGUUGAGUGGGAAUAAUAAUAUAACAUCUGAAGUGAAUCGAUUUGUUGGACAAUUACCUCCAGCUGUUCAAGCUUUGACUGGUGUUGAUUUAUCUAAAGUAUUAUCAAAGAUUCCUGGGGCCAAAUAAGUGGUUAUUUAUCCACGUAUAAUUUGUAUUAAAUUCUUUAUUUUUUAACUAUAUUUUAUGAUGAUCAAAAACUUGUAUAAAUCUGUCAAGUUAAUUAUUCCAAUAUCAUUGUUUGCAAUUAUUUUGUAUUAGAUAGUCAUUCAUUUUAAUAAUUUUGUAAUUUUAUGGGGUAACAUUAUAGUAAA